Molecule: messenger RNA, 3050 nt
Organism: Odontomachus brunneus
Lineage: Eukaryota; Metazoa; Arthropoda; Insecta; Hymenoptera; Formicidae
Gene: Gdi
Product: rab GDP dissociation inhibitor beta
Exons: 5
Coding region: 431-1759 (442 amino acids)
Biological process (GO): vesicle-mediated transport; protein transport; small GTPase-mediated signal transduction
Cellular component (GO): cytoplasm
Molecular function (GO): Rab GDP-dissociation inhibitor activity
Source: RefSeq, a predicted model, not a curated record
CGCCGUCGCGUAUCGUCGCGCCGCUGUCACCGCCACCGUCCGGCCGCCGAAACCGUCAUCGUCGUUACCGCUGCCGUCAUCGGAUCUCUCGUCUUCGUCGACAAAGUAGUGAAAGCGUAGAGCCGGCUCUUCUGUCGUUCUUCGUGUCGUUCUCGCGUGCGUAUAGCUACGUAGGAACCGAUUGCACAGCGUUCCCUGGUCGCACGACGUCGUAGAGGAGAGCGGACGCGACGAGUGCAAGGCGUAUCACUGACGCAGACUCGGACUGAGCCUCUCGAGAGGGAGAAACGCGUUUCCGCGUUUCGCACAUAUUCGACGUUCGACUCGCGCGACAGUCGCGAGGCACCAACCGACUGAGUGUUCCUUCUUUCUCUCUCUUUCUCUCUGUUCUAUUCUCUCUUGUCACUGGUGAUUCUCGUCCGGUGCGAAUAUGAAUGAAGAAUACGACGCGAUCGUGCUCGGCACUGGCCUCAAAGAGUGCAUCCUAUCGGGCAUGUUGUCGGUCAGCGGCAAACGGGUGCUGCACAUCGACCGCAACAAGUACUACGGCGGCGAAUCGGCCUCCAUCACGCCUCUCGAAGACUUGUUCGGCAAGUUCAAAGCCCCGUCACCGGACAAGAGUUAUGGCCGCGGUCGAGAUUGGAACGUCGACUUGAUUCCUAAAUUCCUGAUGGCGAACGGUCUUCUCGUCAAACUGCUCAUUCACACUGGAGUGACGCGUUAUUUGGAGUUUAAGUCGGUGGAGGGUUCCUACGUGUACAAAUCGGGGAAGAUCUCCAAAGUACCAAUCGAUCAGCAGGAAGCCUUGUCCAGCGAUUUGAUGGGCUUGUUUGAAAAGCGACGCUUUCGCAGCUUCCUUAUGUGGGUACAGAAUAUGCAAGAAGAUGAUUCGAAGACGUGGGAUGGUUUCGAUCCUUUCAAUAACAGCAUGAGCGCGCUAUACAACAAAUUCAGUCUUGACAAGAACACGCAGGACUUCACUGGACACGCGUUAGCGUUGUACAGGGACGAUGACUAUAUCAGCCAAACCGCGAUAAUCACUAUCAGGAGGAUCAAACUAUACAGCGAUAGUUUAGCGCGAUACGGAAAGUCGCCGUAUCUUUAUCCGAUGUAUGGUUUGGGCGAGCUUCCUCAAGGAUUUGCGCGACUUAGUGCUAUUUACGGUGGAACAUAUAUGUUGGACAAGCCAAUCGACGAAAUCGUAAUGAAAGACGGCAAGGUGAUAGGUGUUCGUUCCGGUGAUGAAAUAGCUCAAUGCAAACAAGUUUUUUGUGAUCCUACAUACGUACCUGAUCUUGUGAAGAAGGUUGGUCAGGUAAUAAGAUGCAUAUGCCUCAUGGAUCAUCCGAUACCAAAUACGGCCGACGCGCUAUCCACGCAAAUCAUUAUUCCUCAGAAGCAGGUUGGUCGCAAUUCCGACAUCUACGUAUCGCUCGUGUCUCACACUCAUCAAGUCGCGGCGAAAGGUUGGUUUAUAGCCAUGGUCUCUACCACAGUGGAGACGAAAAAUCCCGAAGCCGAGAUCAAACCCGGUCUGGAUUUACUCGGUCCGAUAAGACAGAAGUUCGUCAGCAUCUCUGAUUACAUGGUGCCUGUCGACGACGGUCUCAACAGCCAAAUAUUCAUAUCCACUAGCUACGAUGCGACUACGCAUUUUGAGACCACUUGCUUGGACGUGCUCGAUAUAUUCAAGCGGGCUACCGGCGAGGAGUUUGACUUCAAUAAGGUCAAGCACGAGCUGGGUGACGAGGAUCAGUAACCAUAAUUGGGUGCGUGCAACUUUGUCACACAACUUGGAGGAGAAUUGAGAGCGCCCUGCGAAUUCUCGCGUAUUCGGAAUAAGAAAACAUCGCUCGAUAUACAACACACGGAUACCGACCACGUCGGUAGCGAUUAUGUCUCAAGGCAGAUACCACGGAACAAGUCAUGCUGCGAACAGACCUGUGCCUAAUUAUAAAUGUAGAUUCUCUUUGACAGAAAGUGAAAAACGAUGGCAAAAAUUGGCUAAAUUCUUUCUUUUUUUUUUCUUCUUGUCACCUUCAGUUACCUUUCUUCAGUCGAUCAAUUUAUCCUAAAUCUCGUCUUGCUGCUGUUCUCGCGGACCCUUUGGCAGUCUCGUUCAAAAGCACAGAGCUCCAGACUUAACACAGAAAAACGAACUAUCGGAUUCGACUAACAGAUUAAGAUUAGAGAAGUUCUUAUAAAUUUAUAUUUUGCACCAGAUGUACAUUCCAUCUGCCACACACGCGUUCAAACAAGAAUAACGAAAAAAAGAAAGAGAAAAAAAAUAGACGAAGGUAAUCGAGACGUCCGUCACUGCGUGUAUACAAUAUAAAUGUAUCAUAUUUUAAUGUAUCAAAAUAUAUGAGAAUAUAGGUGAAACGUCGUACAUUGGCAAAUUCAGUUGUACAAAAAGGAAGUCCUACAAGUAUGCCGCAACUUAACCAGUCGGUCGACGAUCGAGUCACCGUAUGCCGUAAAAUAAUACAAUAAACCGUUAAACCGACAAUUGAUUCAUAAUACAAGUAACACAAGCGAUGUAAGUACCACAUUUGUCUAGAUUAGCAUCUGUACACACCUAGAUUAUAAAUAUUUCCGGAAAGGCUUAGCUACUGUGAAUUAUGGGAAUUUACGUUGGCCAUGUACGGGUAUCGGUUAGAUUUAGGUUAUCUGAACUGUAUUUAUUGUCUUUGAAGAAAAACAAUCGAUUGAAUAAUAAAUAUACUUUUAUAUGAGUCGCCGAGACGCGCGGGCGGAGGUGUUUCGUUAACUUUCCGUUGCUUAUCGAUCGUAUACCAAAAUUAGACUAAAAUUAAAACUCCAAUGUAAAGCUUUAUAUAUAUUCGCGUAUAUAAUUGUAACUAUCUUCCUUUCGUCUAUCGCACAUUCGUUUAUCCUUUUAUUGAGGAAAGAUUUAGCGAACAAGUCGUGAGUAUCAGUAGCCUGGGUAGAUAUUUCCAACAUGAGCGCAACGGAAUUAGAGCUAGUGAAAUUUCAUAUUUGUACACGUCUGAGACAGGAUUGACGAAAAGUAUUAAGAGAAAAAAAAA